Molecule: messenger RNA, 594 nt
Organism: Sporisorium graminicola
Lineage: Eukaryota; Fungi; Basidiomycota; Ustilaginomycetes; Ustilaginales; Ustilaginaceae
Exons: 3
Coding region: 1-594 (197 amino acids)
Biological process (GO): formation of translation preinitiation complex
Molecular function (GO): RNA binding
Source: RefSeq, a predicted model, not a curated record
AUGUCGCUGUUCAAGAAGUUCGAACCCAAGCCCGAUCUCGGACCCGCAACAGCACUCAAGUCUUCGGUGCGCCGAGUCAUCCGUCAGAAGCUCACCGACCAAUACCCAGAGUUGGCCAAGGACGAAGGCGCUCUCCUCGAAGCAGCAUGGCCCAACAAAGCCUCAGUAACCACGGUCAAGUUUGCUCGAGAGCACGUACAGAUGCUCAUCGCCGAUAAGCAGGUGCUCUUCUUCCAGCACUACGACGACUGGUACCUGCCCAGCUUGCGGCUUUUGCACAAGUUCCCUGACAUGCUUCCAUCGGUACAAGUUGACCGCGGCGCCAUCAAGUUCGUGCUCUCAGGUGCCAACGUCAUGUCGCCAGGCCUCACGAGCGCAGGAGGCAAGCUGCCAGAUCCAUCAAAGGGAGAGACACCGCUCAAGGCGGGACAGUGUGUUGCGAUCCGUGCACAGGGCAAGGACGAGAUCCUCGCUGUGGGAGUGAUGCAGAUGGAUACCGAAGAGGUUCGAAAGACAGGCAAGGGCAUUGCGAUAGAGAACAUCCAUUAUCUUGGAGACGACCUGUGGUUGACACUGUCCAAGGGCGGCAUCUAA